Fraxinus pennsylvanica is the source of this 2097-nucleotide messenger RNA. The record is from the annotation of a GenBank genome assembly. NCBI's taxonomy places the organism in Eukaryota, Viridiplantae, Streptophyta, Magnoliopsida, Lamiales, Oleaceae.
AUGCAACGAUGCGUUGAUAACGUUAUUGCUGUAACCAAAGAGUCGGUAAAGACAGUCACUUAUGAAUCAUUGAACAAUGUUGUAAGGCUGAUAAAUGGAGUAUCAGCUAUAUUGUUGGCUAUCUUACCAGGGAAAGCUUCUAUUCUUGAAGGCAUUCAUGGAUGGGAGCUUAGGCCGACUUUUUGUGGACCUCGGCUCCCACGUUGGAUGGAAAAUGGUGUAUCAUCUUUCAAUCAGUUCAUUCAUGAACUCUCCGUAGAUUCUGACACAUCCUCAAGUGUGGAUUAUUCAUCUCAAGAAGAGGAUAGUGACGAUGACAUUCAUCCAGGGUCUCCUUUCUCACAAAGUUCUCGACUCUCUAGGAGAAGCAGUUUUACCAACCGCAAUAGAAGUUGGAUACGUUGGCUCAGAUGUAUUCUUUCAUGGCUUCUGUUCCCUUUGAAAUUACUUUUGGGCAUACCCCUUUAUUUCUUUACUUCGUCUUCUCGUAGGGCUUCUAAAGCCUCUACUAAAUCAGGAAACCUCCUAUCUUCAAAUACAAAUUCUCCUAGAAGAUCACAAACCCUCAAGGAUCAUAUUGUUCAACGGGCCACGGAUCGGAGACGAGGUGUUGUUGAGGAUCUGCAUCUAGCUAUUGAGAUCUUCAUAGAAUCCAUAUUUGAUGCUGUUCAUAAAGUAGCGCAUUGUGUUCUAUCGCCAACAGACACCUUCAGAAGAUUGUUGAGAUGGCUUUCUCAUAACAGCAAUGUUCAUACAGACAUUCCUGCUGAUUGUGUGGGCACCCGUGUCUCCACGGCCGUUCUCUCAGAUAAUGACCCAACUCCUGCAGAAACAACCACUUUUAACAAUUCCCUCAAUACAGAUGCUCGGACAUGUCGAGAUGUCAUAACAGAGCUCGGGUACCCUUAUGAAGCCAUUCGAGUGGUUACUGCAGAUGGAUAUAUUCUUGUUUUGGAAAGGAUUCCAAGGCACAAUGCUCGAAAGGUUGUUUAUCUGCAACAUGGAAUAUUAGAUUCAUCUAUGGGUUGGGUGUCCAACGGGAUCGUCGGUUCGCCAGCUUUUGCAGCCUUUGAUCAAGGUUAUGAUGUUUUUCUUGGGAAUCUUCGUGGGCUGGUUUCCAGAGAACAUGUUGACAAAAAUAUUUCAUCACGACAGUAUUGGCGUUACUCAAUUAACGAGCAUGGAACGCAGGAUAUACCAGCAAUGAUAGAGAAGAUACAUGAAAUCAAAGUUUCUGAAUUGAAGUCUGGCCAACAUGAUCUGGAGGAAGGAAGUAGCAGUGAACAGCCUUAUAAAUUAUGUACAAUUUGUCACAGCCUUGGAGGAGCUGCUAUUUUGAUGUAUGUCAUUACACGUCGGAUCGAGGAGAAGCCCCACAGGCUUUCAAGAAUGAUUCUACUAUCACCUGCUGGCUUUCAUCAUGACUCUACAUUUGUGUUCACAAUGGUAGAGUACCUCUUUCUUUUGGUUGCUCCUGUCUUAGCACCCUUUUUGCCAGCUUUCUACAUCCCCACUCGUUUUUUCCGUAUGCUGCUGAAUAAGUUGGCUCGUGACUUCCACAACUUACCCGCAGUUGGGGGAUUGGUACAGACCCUUAUGAGUUAUGUUGUUGGUGGGGACAGUUCAAACUGGGUUGGGGUAUUGGGGUCACCACACUAUAAUAUGAAUGACAUGCCGGGUGUAGCAUUUCGUGUGGCACUUCAUCUGGCACAAAUGAAGCACUCGAAGAAGUUUAGCAUGUUCAAUUAUGGGAGUGCAGCUGCCAACACGGAAGAGUACGGUUCUCCCGAGCCACUGGACUUGGGGGAAUACUAUGGCUUUAUUGAUAUUCCUGUUGAUCUUGUUGCUGGGCGAAAGGACAAGGUCAUUCGGCCCUCUAUGGUGAGAAAGCAUUAUAAGUUGAUGAAAGAUGGUGGAGUAGAGGCUUCAUACAAUGAGUUUGAGUACGCGCACUUGGAUUUCACAUUCUCACAUCGUGAAGAAUUAUUGGCCUACGUUAUGUCACGUCUCCUACUGGUUGGUCCCUCUUCAAAGCAGAUAUAUGGGCAAAAACCUCUCAAGUUGAAGGGCAAAGAUGUACAAGCAAGGAAGAGCUAA